Messenger RNA from Trichomonas vaginalis G3, 17706 nucleotides. RefSeq names its product midasin-related family. The transcript has a single exon. Bases 1 to 17706 code for a protein of 5901 amino acids. Gene Ontology annotation, cellular component: preribosome, large subunit precursor. Gene Ontology annotation, biological process: ribosomal large subunit assembly; rRNA processing. The record is from RefSeq and is a predicted model, not a curated record. Lineage: Eukaryota; Parabasalia; Trichomonadida; Trichomonadidae. Gene Ontology annotation, molecular function: ATP hydrolysis activity; ATP binding.
AUGGAAAGAUUGAUUAAUACCAAGAACGCAGAAAAGCGAAUAGAAAAAAUAAAAAGAGCAAUACAAGCAGGAAUACCUGUUCUAUUGAAUGGUCCAACAGGAACAGGCAAAACAUUCUCUGCUCGUCAGGUCGCUCCGGAUUCAAAGUUUUUCAGCUGCAGCUCCGAAACGACAGUCGAUCAAUUGCUUGGUAAAACAAUCAUGGACCCUAAUUCAGAAAAUGGUUUACUCAAAUUUAAGCCAGGAAUGUAUACAGAAGCUUAUGAAAACGGACAGACAUUAAUUAUAGAUGAAAUUAACUUAGCACCUAUCGAAAUCUUACAAUGCGUUGAAGCAUCAUUAGAUUCUCGAUUCUUAAUUAUCGAAGAUACACAAAAUGGCAAUAGAAAGAUACCAAUGCAUCCUAACUUUAAACUUAUAGCCACACAGAACCCACCUACCGAAGGAUACGUGAGAAAUCGUAACAGAUUAUCCGAAAAAUUCACUUCGAAAUUCCAACAAGUGAAUUUUGAGACAUUUGAGAUUGAGGAACUGACGGAAAUUGCAUUAAAACUUAGUGAAGAUCGUAAAAUCGAGAGGCAAUUGAUACAGCAACUCAUCAAUUUCCACUCAAAUUGCAUAACACGAUUCCAGCCAAAGCAUACCUACAGACAAUUCACCAUAAGAGAUAUAAAGUCAACGAUAUUCUCAACCACGUCUACAGUUUCCCUCUCACUCUCAACUUUGAUAAAUUACUCCGCCGGAUUUCCGAAAACCGAACGCGAAUCCAUGAUUGGGAUGAUGGCAAAGAUCGGGCUACCCAUCACAAACUUACGAUUACCACCUCCAAAUGUCAAUAUUAGCCAUUGCAUAUGGAAUGACGUUUUAUCUAAUGUUCUCUCGAUCGCGAAGUUCCUUUUGAUAGAACAAAGACGACCACUAUUACUUAUUGGCUCACCAGGCUGUGGUAAAACUACAAUAGCCAGAUGGAUAUCCCAAUAUCUCCAUGAAAGCCAAUCCCAGCCACGAACAAUCAUAUGCACACCAGAAACUACGAACGCCGACUUAAUUGGCCGCUACACAACCCAGUCCUUCAAAGGCGAAGAAGUUGGCGAAAUCCCAAUUAAAUGGAUUGACGGUCCCGUAGUGCAAGCAGUCCAAAACGGCAAUGUUCUUCUCUUAGAUAACAUUCACAACGCCACAUCACAGGUCAUCGAGCGUUUGAAUGCCCUUCUCGACCACGCCGCCGAAUUAAAUCAAAUUUUCCAAGUAAACGAGAAACCAGAUUCUCAAAACAUAGCAGUCAAUCCAAAGUUCCGAAUCAUUGCUACAGCCUCAGAAGAAUCCCUUAAAAAGAUGUCUCCAGCUCUCAUCAACAGAUUUGCCUUACUUUACAUCGACAACCAAGCACCACAACGUACUGAACAGCUUGAAAAGAGUCUCCUUAACUAUAUUAAUGAUGAAGGCAGAGCUCAUGGCUUGUUAAAUCCUAUGGUCAACACGAUAUCUAAUACUAAAAUUUAUCUUGGUACGAAAUCACUAGAAGAAAUAGUGAAUUGUAUCAAUGGUUUCAUCAGAUUCAAACAAAGAUAUCCGAAUAUCAGUGAUAACCAAGUAUAUAACUUUAUGAAGAACGUUUUCCUCGAACACAGACUUGAAAUGGACCAAGGAAUGGCCGAUCUCGUCAUUGAGAAACUCCCACAGACAACACAGACAUUCCACUUUAAACAAUCAAAUGAUCUAAAAAGAUUAAUGGCACUUUUGUACACAUUCUUCAUCAUUCGAAAACAUGUUGUCAUGCAGUCAUCAACAGGUUUCGGUAAGACAUCAGCAGCAGAAGCACUCGGAACAAUCAUGAAGAAGACAUUUAAUAAAGUGUCAUUUAACGGUGAAACACAAAUCGGUGAAUUGUUCGGAAACGUGACAAUCAAUGAUGGACAAUUCGGCAUCAAACGUGGUCCAUUGACAUCAUCUAUUGAAAAUGGCGAAAUAUUCAUAGCUGAUGAAUUGAACCUUGCCGAAGUAUCUGUCCUUCAAAGUCUCAUGAUUGCACUUGAAAGCACAGGUGGCGAAGAAAUCGAACUUCCAAAUAUAGAUGAAACAGUCACGGUUUCAAAGGAAUAUUUCUUUAUCGGCUGUCAAAACGAUAUCACUAUGUUUGGUCGUAAGAAGUUACCAGAAGAAAUCAGUCGCAAAGUCAUCAUGAUUGAAUAUCCUGUUUUAAAGAAAGAUGAUAUCAAAUUCAUUCUCUCAGACAUCAUCACGGAAUCUCCUGCAGAUUCAGCAAGAUUAUCAGUACUGACAAAUAGUGUCACAAAUCUCAUGGAUAAUCUUAGAACUACUGAAGAAUUCAAGUCUAAACCAUGGAGUUUCAGAGAAGCACGUAGAUUCUUCAGACGUGUCAGUUAUUCCCUUGAUAAUCCAAAGAUGUUCGUCAACUUCAAACCUUAUCAUCAUGCAGCAUUCAUGAUCAUGUCUGUACAUGAUAAUGGUGAUCAAAUGGCUGAUAAAAUAGCAGAAAUCGUUGGUUCAUCAUUCAAUAUUAAUGAAGAAGACCAGAAACAAUUAUUACUUGAUAUCACAGAGAAUGUUGUUCCUAAUGAAGUUUCAGAUACAGUCAUCAAACUCACGAAAGGAAAACUUGAAUUAACAGUUGACAGACCAUCAAGAAUCAUCAGAAGUGAAUUAUAUCAAUUCUGGAACACAUUCUUCAACAUAAAGAUCUUACAUCCGCAAGAACCAAUUUUAUUAGUCGGUCCAAGCGGAUACAAAGAAUUCAUUGCAAGAAAUGUCGCACAGUUAUCAAAUGUUGUUUGCUUGAAUAGAGAUUCAACAACAUCAUCAUUGAUUGGAACAAUUUCUCUUAUCGAUCAUAACUCAUUGAUCUCAAGUUUGUUCGAAAUCCUCGCUUCAAUGGCUAAAGAUAUUGAUCUCCACAACCAAAUUAACGCAAUAAAGAAUACAUUUAUAAAGGGAGGACAAAUCGUUCAACAACUUAAAUCCAUAAGUAAGUUAUUGAUUGAAAGAGAAGAAGCAUUGUCACAUGUAAUUAAAAACAUUGUUGAUAACAUUCUCAAAGCUUCAGCCAAACAAGAUAACAUCAGUUCAUUCUUGGCUGAUUACACAACAACAUUCAAACCAGGUUUGAUUACAAAAGCGAUUUUGACAAAGAGAACUUUGAUUCUCAAGAAUUUCGCACAUCCAGCUGUUUCCGUCAUGGAAAGAUUGAAUGAAAUCUUUUCGAUUAUCCCAGAAUUGACAUUAAACGAAGAUUACACGAACACAUUAGUUCCUCCUGAGAACAACAAGAUCAUGAUCAAAUCAGCUGAUUUCAGAGUAAUCGCAACAUGUUCUAAAGAUGAAAAACAAAAACUGUCUGAAGCUAUGUUAUCAAGAAUGACAGUUGUUAAAACAUACGCAUACGAACAAGAUCAAUACAAAUACAUCUUCAGACAGAACAGCGAAAUUACUAAAAUCGAUGGUUCAUUCACUGAAAAGAUGUUGAUUUAUAAUUUCUAUUUGAAGAUGAUCGGAAAUGGUACUCAAGAAUCAGAAAAAUGUUUCAUUGCUGCAUCAGAAAUUUGUUCACAAGAUAAAAAUAAAAUCAUAGAGAAAACAAAUAGUAAAUUAGUAUCUCCAAUAGCAAGAAAGAAAGGAAUGUUAUAUUCAACAACAUAUAGAAUAGGUAUAAAGGACCAAUUCGACCAAUCAACACCUAUAGAAACAAACUUAGUUUUCACACCUUCCAUCAAAUGCCUCUGCGAUGCUUUAUUCAUCGCGGCAAUCCAUAAUCAAGCAAUAGUUAUCCAAGGUCCAAAUGGUACUGGCAAAAGUGAAGUGAUCAAAUAUCUGGCAGAUUUGAAUCAUGCCGAAAUUUUGACAGUUCCUUUAUCUAAGACAACAACUGUUGAAAACUUAUUUGGUCAGAAUGAACUUACAAGAACAGAAACAGGAACAGUUUUCGAUUUCAGACCAACAGCAUUUUUGGAGUUCAUCACACAAAGAGAUAAAGAAGACAAAGAACCACGUCCAAGAUGGGUUGUUUUAGAAGAACUCAACUUAGCUCCAGCACCAUUAUUGGAUGCUUUAGCUCCUAUUUUCGAUUUAGGAAAUACUACAUCGAUUUUGUUGCCAAAUGGUGAAUCAGUUAAGAAGCGCGAGUAUUUCAUCAUCGGUGUUGCAUCUAAACCAUUCUUCAAUGAUGCAAUCAAGAAGAACUCAAUUAUUUACAAUCACCCAGAAUAUUCAGAUAAAGAAUUCCGAACAAUUUGCUCCGAAUUCGCAAACAAAGCCAAAUUCAAUGAAAACGAAGCAAAUUCUGUCAUUGAUACAUUAUUAAAUAUCAGAGAAUUUGUUCAAGAAUACCAAAUCCCUGUUCCAAUAACAGUUAGAUCGUUCCAGUACUUCCUUAAAUUAGUUAAAUUGCUUCCAGAUGAUAUAGAAAGAAUCAAGAAAUUGAUAUAUUUAGGUCCAUUUAUUGAUCCAGAAUACAGAAAGACAAUUAUCGAGAAAUUCGAAAUUGGUGAGAUCACAACAAAUAUAUCAAUCAACCAUUCAAGAUUAUCAAUCAAUGGACAUGAAUUACCAACAUCAAAAAUGUCUCCUGAAUGUCCAAGUUUAGUUAACUCUCUUUCCAUUGAUCAAAAAGAUUUGUUUGUUUUGUUGGAAUCAUGUUUGAGAGAUAAAGAAGGAUUCCCAAUCAUCGUUCAAGGUCCAACAGCAAGUGGAAAGACACACGCAAUUCAGUUAUUCGCUGAUGCAGUUGGAAAUGAUUUGACAGUCAUCCAAAUGAAUGCAGAUUCAAAUCAAUCAAUUGUUACAGGCGGAUAUCGUCCUUUGUCACAAAUUCCAAAUGAAAACAAACAAGAAAUUCUUAGAGCAGUUAGAAACAUCCCAGGAGAAGGCGAACAGAUGUACAAUGAUCUCUUCAAACUCACAAAAUGGACACCAACAGAACUCAAGCCAUUCCACACGAAACUGAAAGAAUUAAGAAGACAAGUUUCACAAGAAGAAGCUUUGGAAUACAUUGAUAGCGCAAUUUCAAUCAUUUUCAGUUCAUGCCAGUUCAUUAAUUUAAUUGAUAGAUACGAAUCUGUUUUAGUUACAGCCAUGAGAGCAGGAAAAUGGGUUCUUUUGGAUGGCAUCGAAGCAGCUCCAAGCGAAAUCUUCGAUAUAAUGAUUUCUCUUUUAUCAGGAAAUCCAACAUUGAACCUCUACGAACACGGUUCAGACAUCAAAGCACAUAAGAACUUCAGAUUAUUCAUGACAUAUAACCCAGUCGAAGCUCGUGCACAAUCAAAGAUUUCACAGACAAUUUUGAGCCGUUGCAUCUUGAUUUCUUUGCCACCAAUUGAUUCCGACAAAUUGAACUCCGCUGUCUGCUUAUACGGAUACAUUUCGAACUCUGUUUUCUCCAACUCAAGACCAUCAGACAUCUCAUUGAAGAUCUCAUCCGUACACGAGAAACAGAAAGAAUCAGAAUUCACAUCCGGCGCAAUUAUUAAUGGAAGAACAUUAGUCAGAAUUUCAAGAGGAAUCAAAGCAUACAGAGGAACAAUUGAUGCCAUCGCAUUACUCCAGAUUUUGAUGGCAAACUACUCACAAGAAUUGAAUGAUCCACAACAACACAUCACAGAAAUCCAGAGUUCAUUCAUUCAACCAGUUCCAGAAACAUUAUUAACUAAAUUCAAUAACAUCAUUGAAAAAGUAACACAAGAUUUAGAGAUCGUCAUCAACAUGCUUGAGCAUUACAAGGAAAAGAACGAGAUUAACAUUGGAGCAUUCAUUGGCUGCUUCACAAAACUCCAGUUCAACCAAUACGACAGAUUAGUUGAUCCAAUUUCUGAAUUCAAUUAUACUGACGAAAAGUCAGUUUUCGACUUAACAGUUUUGAGAUACAUUGCAUCAUAUAUCCAGAAGAAUGAACAGUUUUUCACCAGCCAGACAAAGCAAUUCAGCUUGGAUACAUUCAAUGUCAAUGAAUUCCCACGUUUGCAGGAAUUCAGUCAAAUGAUUGAAGCGAUCAGAACAAUUGUUAAUCUUCCUGAUUUCAUUCCAGCAGCGAAUACAAACUUCCUUAGACCAGAACAGUUCAUUUCAUUGUACAAAUCCAGGACAGUUCCUGAAGCUUUGUUCUUCUUCUUGCAAUUGGAAGUUCUUAGCCCACGUUGUUUCCAAGCAAAUUCAUACAUGUACAACUUGACAUGGUUGAUCAGUGAAUUAUCUAGUUUUGGAUAUAUUGUACAAAUCUCCAAACAAAUAGCUCCAAACACAAUUUCAAUUGACAUGACACAGUACGAAGUUAAAGCAAUUAUAUCACAAGAUUUCGGUACAACAGAUCCUUCCAAGAAUUCACAAACACCCGAAGAUAUUUUCAAUUACUUCAACAACGCAUACAAGAAAUUACACAAUGACGAUCAAGGUAUUCCAUAUGUAGAAUUCAACAGAAUUUCUACAUCAGUGAAAGGCUUAGUUCCAGAUGUUUAUACAGAUAACAAUGAUAAUUACUCGAAUAUCGAUUUGAACACAAUUUUCUCAUCAAUCAUUUUCAUGAAUACAUAUCAAGAUAUGUCACCAUUCUUCACAAAUAUUGAUUUGAUGACAUUCUCUGUUAUCAAUGAAAUUGUUUCAAGAAAGAAUUCAUUUAUGCUCCGAGAAUUCUAUGAUUGGAUUUCUGUUGUUUACAACUACUUAAAUAAAUUGAAUGUAAACAACUUAGAUGAUUUAUGCAACAAAUUCCCAAUCAGCAGUGAAGAAACAGAUUUCAACACAUUAGCUACAUUCAACAUCAAGGCUUUCCAUGUUAAAGAUUUCGUUUCAUUCCAGACAAGUCUUAAUAAGAGGAAGACAAAUACAACAGAAAAUCCAAAGCGCGGAAAGAACUCGAAGAAGGCAAGUUUCAAACAAGAUAAGAACGAUUAUUUCCAAAUCAUUUUAGAUUAUAUUUCCUUGAAGAGCCCAAGAUACCACGUUUUCAAGUGGUACAUUGAUAAUUCGUACAUUAAACCAUUGUUACCAAACGAUGUACUCAAGAAACUCUAUGAAGAUAUCAAGAGCCACGCAGAUGAUUGCAGACCUUGCAUUUUAUCAACAUAUAAUGAAUUGGCAAUCGACCAAGAUUCAACAGAAAAUAUUCAAUGGUUUACAAAUCUUUUACAAUACUCCUAUGUUUGCAAUUUAGUUGAUGAAAUCAAGAAUAACAUCGCUGACGAAGAAGGACAGCCAAAGAACAAGUUUAAGUCAUUCAACGCUUUAUAUGAACUUUGUCAGAUUUAUCCAACAUUUAUGGAACCAGCGAUCAGAGGAUUUAUCGAAAACACAGAUGAUGCCGCUAAUGUUCUCUUCAAAGUAGAAGACGAAGCCAUCAAAGAUUACUACAAAGCAAAUAUCAAGACACCAGAGUAUUUGAUUAAAUCCAAUUUGAUCAAGAAAUUAAACGCAAUGAAGAAUAAUUUGAAUUUAAUUUCUCCACAAUGGGAACAAGUCAUUGAUGAAGUAACAAAGAAGUAUCCACUUGAAACAUCCAUUGAAUUGCCUUCAUCAAGUAUCUUUGCUUUUAUCAAUAUUCUUCCACAUUUGUUCAAGUUCUUGAACGAAAAUGAUAAAUACAAAGAAUACGAAGAAGCAAUUUUGAAUCGCUCCAUUUUGCCACCAAACAACCAAGUCGAAUUAGCCCAGAAGAUCAAAGAUUUCAUCGAAGAAAAGGACGAACAGGAGUUCGCCGAAUUAGAGCAAUUAUGUCAACAGAUGAACCAAACAACAGAUGAAAAGUUGAUUGCAGAUGAUAACGAUGCCUAUGGCGAUAAUUACGCAAAGAAGUAUCCAUUCUCCAAUUUGUUGUUGAGCAAAGACCCAGAAAUCAAGGAGUAUUUGUCACCAACAUUUACUCAUGAUUCAUUAACACUCGGCUUAAUUCUCUUGAGAUUGUAUUCCAACAAGAAUUUGUUACAGAUUUCUUUGUCAACAAACGAAUUUUGCGUUGAAAUCAUCAAAAACGUCAUUUCUCAAUGUUUGUUGAAGGAUACUAACAAAACAGACUUCUUCUUGAAGUUGGUUUCUUCAUCAAGCAAGGAACAAGGUACAACAAUCUUAAUUGAUUGUAUCACACAAGUCGCUGUUUGCAACACAAAUCAAAAUUACAAUGAUUUGUUGAAAGAAUAUUUCAAUUCAUUUUUGACAUUAAUUUUGUCAGAUUUUGACACUGACCAAUACGAACAAAUUCUUAACAACAACGAAGGAUUUGUAAUGCCAAACAUGAAGAAGCCAAUGGUCACGGUUUCAAGAUUCAUUUUCAAUCCGGUUGCCACAUUUCUCGAUAUCGCUGCUUCAUCAAUCAGAGAAGAAAUAAGUAACCUUGAUUCAGAAAAGAAGAAAUUGAACAACGAUCAAAUCGCAUUCAAAGAGCAGAAGAUAAAGAGAUUCAUGAAUGAAUUAAUUGAUGCCUGCACCAAAGAUAAAAUGAUAUUCAAUUCAUUGGCGAACAAAGUCAAAGAUCCAGAACUCGAGAGAAUCAACGAAGAAAGAUACAAAGCAUGGCAAGAUUACUCCGAAUUUGUCAUCGAAUUCAUUGCUCCAAUCCAGAAUAUCAUGACAUUCGAGAAGAAGGAAAGAAUUGGAUACAAUCCAAUCAAGUUCUUCGAAGCGUUCCAGAACGGAAUUCCUUCUUUGUCGACCGAAAGAAAAGUCAACAUCAUCAUGAUCAAACAGGACAGAACAUCAUCAUUCAGAGUCACAAACAAAGCUACUGGAAUGUACAAAGAUAUCGCAAUUACUCCAAAUUCACCAGAAAUAUAUACUUUACCAGAAAACGAUUCACCAGAAGAUUACACUGUCCAAGACAGAGGCUACGAGAUCAAGACAAUUUAUAUCUCCGAAUCAACAAAGAAACAAGAGAAAUUCCAAAGAGCUUCAUAUGGAUUGGACUGCCAGAAAUUAGGAAAUCUCAUAAAGACAUACCAAUGGGCCACAUCUAAACUUGAAAGUUAUAUCAAAUCGAAGAAACCAGAUGAGUUCAUUGAGAAGUUAAUUGUCAAAUUCGGUUUCUUCAGUUUACAAGAUUUCCAAAAAGAAGUCGAAUACUGCCCAACAAAGAUCCAAGAUUACAAGAAAUUGUUAAAACGAUACAACACAACUCCUGUCAUCGAAUACGAUAAGAACUUCGAUAUGACAAAUGCCAAGAAAGUCUGGUUACAAAUUCCACAGCUCCUCCUCGAAUUGGGAGAUUUCGAACAAAGAUACAACAGAAUUGAAGAUAGAUUGGAAUCACUCAAGGCAAAGAAGAGUGAUUGGCCACAUUCACCAACAGUAGAUCUCCCAACAAAGAGUAUUCCAUGCAAAGCUAAUUUGUCUGAAGUCACGAGAUCCCAUGAUUUGUAUUCACCAGCAAUUUAUGAAGAUAAGAACACAAUCGCGGCAAACUUCAAACGAAUUAAUUUGACAAUUCCAAAGAUCACUUCACUUAACCAAAAUCCAUUGAACAUCAUUAUUAAUUCGUUUGGUAACACUGAUAAAUACACAAUCAGUAUCACUGAUUACAACAAAGAAGUAAACUUUGUUCCAACAAUGACACAAACACGUGAAGGAGAUUGGCAACUUUCUAUUCCUGUUGAUAAAUUGUCACAAGUUGUUGAUUUACCACAGAAACUCUCAGGAAACAUCAGACUUGACAAGUUGAUCAUUCCAUUCGAAGCAAUAGUUACUUACAAGCCAACAAAGAUCUUCAUUAUAUCACCAAACAACAGGUUCUUGUGGAAUAAGAAUCGUGAGAAAUUCGAGUUUGAAGAAAAUCCAAUUUUCAACGAUUCUUACACAGAAAUCAAAUGCUUGGAUGAAACAGGAAAAGAUGUUCCUCACACAUUGAUCUUCCUUCCUCUUGCAGAUACUGUUCAAGAGAAGUAUCCAAAGGUCGAAUAUCGCUCCAACACAUCGAAAUUCAAAGUAAAUGAAAAUAUUUCAAUGAUGUUGAAUGUCAAUUUCUGCAACCAAAUGUCAACAGACAUUUAUUUCAACAAGAGAGUUGUUUCAAGAGAUGUCUUGUUCAAAGUUUGCAACCAACAGAAUUCACAAUUAUGGGAUACUCCAGAGAAUUCAUUCUACGCUGUCGGAAACUUACAAAUGAAGUGUUUGUUCGCAAUCAUCACAAUCAAGUCGAACGUAGACCAUCGUAUCUACGUAGAAACAGAAGUUUCUAACAAGAAUAUCUUGGUUUCCGAUCUGCAAUUGAAGGAGAGAACCACAAACGAUCAGAAAUAUGCAUUGUUUGUUGAAGGUAGUUUCAACAUUACAACAACAAAACCAUUCUACAAACCAGAGAAACUCAUCUUCCAUGUCAGAUCAGAAUCAUUUGAACAAGAGAUGAAAUUCUCUGUUAAAUUAGUUUGCACAGUUCCUCAAUUCGAAUCAAGAGAUGGAAACCUUUAUAUCACUUAUCCAAUGAAGACAGAGUGUUACAUUCCAUCACAAGUUUAUGUUUACGAUGCAAACAACUCUCUUCAACAUAAGUAUAUAGUUGAAAAUCCAGAAAGCGGAUUCCAAAAUGUUCCUGAUACAAACUACAUUUUCGUUUCCGCAAACAGCUACACAUGGUAUUCUACUUACGAACCAUUCAUCGAAGCACAGAUUGAUUACGACUCUCCACGAAGAUUACCAGAGAAUGUUCCAUUCACUGUCGUAACAAUUAACAUGUAUGACUUGAAAUAUGAUAUCCAAGAUUACGAUGAAUACUUGAGAGCAAACAACAGUUCUCUCAAGAUCAUUUUCGCUAGAUUAGGUCCUAAACAGUUCGAUGAAACAAAGAAGUCCCAAUGGUCUGAUACAUGGUUCCCAUGGUACGAAUCCGGAGCUGAAAUGAGAAAUCUUUUCAGCGAAAUCAUGGAUGCUUUUGUUAAAAAUGGCAGAAACUUCUUGAAUUUGAUCAAGAAACUGUUGUCAUGCGUCAGAGCGAUAUUAAAAUAUCAAACAGAGUUAAACGCUUUGACAGACAACAAAGUUGACAACAACAUUUUGUUGGAGUUCAUCUUGAGAAUUUCAACAGACAGAAUUGAUACAAUCAAGAGAAACUUCAACUCAAUCAAGACUUUGACACCAUUCACAUGGGUCACAAACAAGAUGAUUGAUAUCAGAAAGAACAAGCUCUUUAACUACAACUUCAACAUCCCCAAUAAAGAUUUCUAUUUAGUUAAAGACAAAGCAAAUGACAUUUUGAAGAAGAUGCUAUUUACUUCAGAAAAUGUUUAUAAUGCAAUUCUUUUGACCGAAGAAGGACCAAGAGGAAUUACAAAAGAAGAGAUGGAUCAAAUAAUCAAUGAAGCCAAGUCAAAGAGUGAACCAAUUGAAACAGAUUUCCUUCCAACAGCAAUCGAUCUCGAUUUCGAAAAUUUCAAGAUGCCAUCAUUCAUUAACAAGAAAUCUCCAAAUGCUGUUAUCCAAACAUUCAAGAAUUCCAUCGAUCUCUGCAAGCAAUUCACAUUAAUGGCUUACAACUGGCUCGUUGUACAAAAGAAGCAAACAUUGCAUCCAAGAGCUCAAGCAUUAUUCGAUCUUUUGUACAACAUUUACGUAUGGUCAACAUCAUCAGAAAAGUUACCAUACACUCCAUACAAAUCCCUUGCAGAGCAGUUUUCUUCAGCAUUCGAAACACUUUGCAAAUCUCUUUCUGGAGGAAACAGACCACAAUUCUUGGAUUUGAUCAGAACAAAUUCAAAGUACAGACAAUAUGUUGUUUUGCCUCAAUACAAGAAACCAAAGGUUAAACAACCAAGUUGGACAAAGAAACAAGUCGAAACAAAGAAGAAAAUUGAUAUCCAGCUCCCUUCAAUCAAGAAGAAGGAUUUGUCAACAGAAGAUGAUAAGAGCAAGAAUAAGCAUAACAUCGAAGCUCCUAAACUUACAAAGGCAAUCUUGACAAAGAAACAAGAUAAAAAUGCAAUUUUGAUCAGCGCAGAUUCAUCAGUUGAUGAAAUCCAGAAAUGGAUUAUCAAACAAAUGGAAACUCCUGAUUACAACGAACACCUCAAAUUGUCUGGAAAGAAGAUUGGCGAGUUCCUCAAGACAAGUGUUAUUAAUUCCACAAAAGGAUGGGAGUCCAAACUCUAUGUCCAGCCAUUGAUGGACUGUGCAAUUCCCUUGGCCAGCAAUUUGGUCAAAUACACAGUUGACAAUCUUGAAGAUCUCGACAACUUCUCACAGACUGAUGCUGUUUUGAUGUUGGAUUCAUCAUCAACAAUCAGACAAGAAAACCAAAGAGCAGCAUUGUUUACAAUGUUCGUUGCUUUUGCAUUGGCUCUUGAUACAUUACAUGUUCCUGUUUCUAUCAUUGUUUUCUGUGAUCACGAAUAUCACUUCGUCAUCAAAGAUUUCAAGGAAACUCUCUCAGCAGCUCACUUCCAACUCGCUUUGGAUUCAUUGUCAGUUUACAGAAAAUUGACAGAUUUGGGCGAUGCAUACAAAUUGGCACAUGAUUUGAAACCAGCCGAUGGAUGCUCCAGGAGAUCAAUUUACGCAUUCUCCGAUGGUUUGUUCACGAAAUUACAUGCAACAGAAGAUUGGGGCAACAUUUUGUUGGACAAGAAAGAAAACGUUUUCUCAAUGAUUUUGCUUUCAAUUCUUCCAGAAGAAGAAAGCAAGAUUGUCAACAACUACAUCAAGUCAUUCAAGGAGAACUUGAGCAAAGCAGAAACAAAGAUAAACACAUUCAUUGGCACUAAUCCAAACAUCGCUUUCAAUCUCGGAAGCCCUGAAUUGUACUCUUCAUUUGUCAAUGGUUUAUCAUUACAACAUGGAUCAAUCCACAAAGAUCACUCCUGCGUAGUUGACAGACGCGAAAUCCUUCCAUCUGUUGCAAUCCCAACAAUGACUGCAGUUUCUUCUUCCAAGGAAUACUUUGCUGGAUACACAGAAGAUUUGCUAUUCAACCAAUACACAACAACAUCAGUCAACAUGACAGAUGAUACCCAGUUCAGUCCUAAAGUCGAAGGAAAGUCUGUUCAUGAAUUCCAGAUCUUCAAAGAUGUUGAUCCAAUUUGCUCAAGCAUGCCAAGCAUUUUCGAACCAAACAAACCUUCUCAAUUCAGUCCAUCCACUAAAGGAUCGAAUAUUUCAUUGAAAGGCUUCAUCCAGUUCUACAUCACACAGGGCCAAGAUCAGAGAAUAUACUUGGAGAAGAACACAGGACAUAUUCCAUCAUAUUCAUUGUUCAUUGUCAUUGAUGGAACAGAAAGUUGCUUCGGAAAAUUGUCUUUCAAUCAUUCAAUGCAGACAAUCAUUUGCAACUUGUAUGCCUUGAAGAACGUUGAUUUCGAAAGCGUCACAAUCUUUGUUACAAACAAGAAAGGCGUUUUAGAAUUAUGCCAUGAAACGUCAAUCUCCGAAACAUUGAAUCCAUCAUCUGAUUUGUAUUCCGCAUUAUAUUCCGCAUGUGCAAAUCCAACCAACAAAUCAGAUCUCGCAGGAGCUUUCGCAUCCGUUUACCAGAUCAGAGCCAAACAAACAACAAAAGCUGCUCUUUGUUUGUGCUUCACAGACGCAAUGGUCGGAAAAACUGAUGCAAGUGAUAUAGGAACAAUGACAAGCUACUUAGAGAACAGAGCAACAAGAAUUGUUGGUAUUGGUAUUGGUUAUUAUCCAAAGCUCAUCAGUCAAGUAUUCAGAUACUCAACAUGGGCACCAAAUCCAAUUGUUUCUCCAAUCGCUUUGGCCAAAGUUUUAAGAGGAAACUUCAUGUCAACAACACAAAUCCAAUCCCAAGAAGUUCCAUCGAAAUCAAUCGACGAAAUCAAGAAUGCCGUUAAAAUAGUUGAUGAUCCACCGAUGCCGCCUGUUUUCACCGAUUUCUGCAAGGAAUUGACAAGAGUUACUCGCCUCAAAGAAACAUACGGUGCUAUCUACAACCCAAUCUCUGCUGCUUCAAGAGAAUUCGAUGGUUACGUCCGCGAUCCAAACGGAACAAUUGUUUCUGCAGAAGGAUUAACAAUUCUUCCAAAUGGAGCAAUUCCAUUUACAUCACAAGAAGACGUCGAAUACAAGAAGACAACACAAUUGACUGUUCCUGGAACUCCACAGAUAAUUAUGUCAACAGAACCACGUGUAUUCAAACCACUCGAGAUCUUAACAGGACAGAAGAGAAACGAAGCUUUAGCUGCAGGAUCAUUCGAUGAUAAUGAUGUUAAUUUGGAUUUAGCUCGCGGACUCAACUGGAAACUUUCAGUUCUUAUCUGCCAGUUCUGGGAUUACAAGAUGCUACCGAAGAAUACAACAGGAGAAAGCAAAGCAAUCACUAAAGAAACAUUAUUAGGAGAAAAAGGACCAAUCAAAGCUCUCGAAAAGAUUGGUGCUCAAUGCACAAUUGUCCAGAACUAUAAGGAUUCAAUCAUGAAAUUGAGAUCAGGAGAAUUCUCACAGGCAUGGAUCAUCUGCGGAAGAGGCGAAGACAAGAAGCCAGAUGAACUCGAAGAAGGCGGAUCAUCAUAUCUCAUUGAUGAAUUCAUUGACUGCUUGAUCCAAUUCAACAAGAACGGCGGUGCUUUGAUGUUCUCAGGAGAUAACAAUCCACUCACAUACGAACUCAACAAAUUCCUCGACAAUGUUGUUUUGGACGGAAUCAAACCAAGAUUCAAAUUCAACAUCGAUGAACCAGGAGGCAACCUGUUGUUGUUCGGAGACAUCGACAGCGGAAACAACUCAAUCUUCGAUCAGAGAGAACACAUCACUGUUGAAGGAGCUCAAAGACCUCUUUACGGCUUCAAUGUCAAAGGUCUUUACGACGGAACAACAAUUUCUUGUGUUCCUAAGUCAGCUGAUAUUGCUCCAUUCAAUCCAUUUAUCAUUUCAAAGAGCGGAAACUAUUCCAACUUGUACUACAUGGCUCCAUCAGAUUCCAUCCAAGGAGAUAUCAUCAUUGAUGGCUCAUUCACCAAGUUCUUCAAUGAAUUACAUACAGCGGGCACAAGAAGACUAGUUAUCAACAUGGCUGUUUGGUUAGUUUCAGCUGAAAAGAGAGAAAUUCUCUUCAAAUCAACACAAAAGGCUAUGGAAUACAGAGCAAGAAAGUUCGAUUUCCCAAUUCCAGAAAGAAGUGCUCAUGAACCAGUCAAUUUCGAACAAUACAUCGAUGGCAAAUACAUCGAUAUCGCAUUGGUCGUCGAUGGAACAGGAUCAAUGAUCAACGAAGCAGGAAGUAAAGAAAACCAAGUCGAAGUCAGCGACAGAUCAAUGAUCUACGGUGCAAAGCAGAUUCUCAAGAAACUCAUGGAAUACACAUCAAGGAAAUACCCAGAUCUCAUUGUUAGAUACGCAAGUGUAUUCUUCAGAGAUAUGGCUAAAGCCGAACAGAAGUUCAAGUACAAAGAUGCUCGCGAAGGAAUCAUCAACGCAAAUAUGCCAACAAUCUACGACUUCAAGAAUCCAAAACCAGGACAACACCAGUCUGGUAUUGAUCCAGUCAAGUUCGAUGAUGUAGAAAGCAAAGGCGGUGCUGGAGAUGGUCCAGAAGAUUGGGUUCAGGCUUUCGAUUCAAUGCUCAAUUUGGAGUGGAAGGCGAACUCGAAGAAGAUCAUGAUCAUGAUCACAGAUAACGGUGGCCAUGGCAGUGAAUUCAAUGGAAGACCAAAUCCAGAUUCAAAUGAUAUCCUUUUGAAUGAGAAAGAAGGACCAAAGACAAGGAAAUUGAUCGAACAAAUUGCUCAGAGACACAUCGAUGUUUGCUUCAUUUCCACAGACUACAAAGCUAAGAAAGGCAUGGAAGCAUUUAAGAAGUACUACGUAGAAGCAGGUGGAUCUCCAGACUCAUUCAAGAGCGAGGAACAGAAGUUUGGUGAAGAAACAACACAUAUCAAGAAGGCUUUGUCUGAUAUGAUUGAACAAGUUGUUGAUACAGCUGUUGCUUCAUUUGGUGUUGGACAAAUUGUAGAAAGUAUUGAACCAAUUCAACCAAUUGUCAGUUCUAAAUCUGCUCCAGUCAAACCUCCUCCUGUUAAACAAACACAGCCAACAAAGUACAUUCCAAAGCGUCUUCCACCUACAACAGCUUCAGCUACUCCUCAACAACAAACUAAACAGGAACCAGAACCACAACAACACAAGAUACAAACAAAGAAGUCUCCUCUUGAUAACAAUUUCCCAUCUCUUACUCCUUCUCAAACACGUUCUACUCCAAUUCAGCCAUGGUUGAAACAGCCAAUCAACCAAGUUCCACAACCUCCUGUUUCCCAGCAAAAGUUUGUUGAACCUCAGCCAGCAUUCAAGGCAUCUCCACCACCACAAACACAGUCAUUUGCUGCUCCAUCUCUUCCUCCACAGAAGCAACCAUCUCCUCCACCGGAACCACAGCCAUCCUUCCAGCAAACUCCACCUCCUCAACCACCGAAAUUGGAUGCUCCAUCAACUCCUCCACCUCAGACACAAACAUUCAGUGCACCACCACAAACUCAAGCAUUCAAUGCUCCUCCUCCACAGACACAGACAUUCAAUGCUCCUCCACCACAGAAGCAAACAUUUGAUUCUCCGCCACAAGCACAGCAAAAGUUUGUUGAACCUGCACCGAAGAAGCAGCAGAUCAACACACCAUCACAGCCACCAAUGCAGAAGCAGGCGUUUAUCGAUUCUCCACCAGGAUUCGAAGGCCCAUUGGAAGAACCGAAAUUCUCCAAGACAUCACCAACAUCAUCAGUCCAACCAUUCCCAUCUCCACUCCAGGAACAACAACCAGUACAGUUAUUCCAGUCUCCACUUCAAGAGAAUACUCCACAACAACAACAGCAGCAACAGAAUCAGCCACCUCAACAGAUGCAGUCAUUCCAAGGAUUUGGAAAUCCACAAUUCAUGCAGAAUCCAUAUGGACAACCAAUGUUUGGAAUGCAGCCGAACCAGAACCCGAUGAUGAUGCAACAAAUGAUGAUGCAGCAGAUGAAUCCAUACGGAAUGCCACAAGAAUUUGGAAUGGGAUUCGGAAUGCCACAACAAGGAUUCGGAUUUGGAAUGCAGCCUGGAUUCGGAAUGUAUUCUCAGGGAUACGGAAUGAACCAAGGCUUCGGAAUGAAUCCACAAGGAUUUGGAAUGAACCAACAACAGAACCAGAAUCAAAACCAGCAGGAGCAACAGAAUCAACAACAAGACCAGCAACAACAAAAUGGCUUCGGAAUGAACCCACAACAGAACCAAACACAAGGAUUUGGAAUGCAACAACCAAAUGCCUUCGGAAUGAAUCAGCAGCAAAAUGCCUUUGGUAUGAACCCACAACAGAACCAAACACAGGGAUUUGGAAUGCAACAACAAAAUGCCUUUGGUAUGAAUCAACAACAGAACCAAACACAGGGAUUUGGAAUGCAACAACAAAAUGCCUUUGGUAUGAAUCAACAACAGAACCAAGGAUUUGGAAUGCAACAACAAAAUGCCUUUGGUAUGAAUCAACAACAGAACCAAGGAUUUGGAAUGCAGCAACAACAGAAUGGCUUCGGAAUGAAUCAACCAGAUCAGAACCAAGGAUUUGGAAUGAACCAACAGCAGCAAAAUGGUUUUGGAAUGAACCAAAGUUUCAACCAACAGAUGGGAUUUGGAAUGCAACAAGGAUUUAACCAACAGCCAAAUCUCGGUUUCGGAAUGAACCAACAAAACCAAGGAUUUAAUCAGCAGAUGGGAUUUGGAAUGCAACAGCCACCACAAAACCCACAGCAACAAACUUUCGAUAACUUCGUCAAUGAAACCAUGUCUCGCCAUUCAAGAGGCAGAAAAUAA